This is a messenger RNA of Annulohypoxylon truncatum, 2722 nucleotides long. RefSeq lists its product as uncharacterized. The coding region runs from base 206 to 2434 and encodes 742 amino acids. NCBI's taxonomy places the organism in Eukaryota, Fungi, Ascomycota, Sordariomycetes, Xylariales, Hypoxylaceae. The record is from RefSeq and is a predicted model, not a curated record. Gene Ontology annotation, molecular function: lipid binding. The transcript has a single exon.
AAUUCGUCACUGCAUAACUACCUGAGCACCUAAACACCUGAUGUACUAACAAUUAUCAAAGUUAAUGUGUUUUGUUUUUUUUUUGUUGCCAUGUCCUACGACGCGUUCCUAUUUCAACCAAGAAAAAGAAAAAGUGGGAGGAAGAGAUCGAUCUUCCACGGGACCACGUUCGAGGUCAGUUAAAAGACUGAACUAAAGAACAAUCAUGUCCUCGUGUUUCGGAUUUAGGAAAAGGGACACCGAUCCCGAACGAGAACCUCUUCUUCCUCAAUAUGAGCAGGACACCCAUCUGCAGCGGGAGCUCUAUCGCAAGCUUCACAGCUACCAGAUGCUAAAGGCCCUGACUAAGGGAUUCAUGCCAAGCACCGAACAGACCAUCGUCAAUCUCCGUACCUUUCUGGCUAGCGACAUACUGAACCCAGAAAACCCCGAUUUAUCCAAUAGCGGCCGCCGAUUGGUUCGUCUAACCAAGCUAUGGCUACAGCAGUUCAUCACCCUCCUCCAGCACAAAAACGACAAGGAUCAGCUUCAGGAUCUCGUCUGGUUCUUAUCCAAGAGCCAAAUAUCUGUCGAUGUGGAUGACCUUACCUCUAGGGUUAAGAAGACCAAGACUAAGGCCGAUAUUGCUGCAGCCUAUCAGAGCGUUCAGACUGUCGGAUCUCUUCUACUAACGAAUCCCGAUUUCCGAACAUUCCUCGGCGAUCUCAGCGUAGUUGGUCGGGAAGUGUUCAGUAACUCGGCCUUUGCCUUGAGUAGUGCUGCCAAAGAGGUGGGCGAACACAUAGAACCUUCCGAAGAGGAACAACAGAACGCAGCCGGAUCUUCCCAGCAUUUCUCUAGCCAGCCUCCAACAGCGCAGUUUCUAGAGGACGAAUUCGAGGAUGCCACUCAGGUCAUUUCGGACCAAGCUGCUGAGGUUGCAAGCACUACAGUCGAAAGUGUCAAGGACAAACUAUCCGGUGAUGAAGGCCAUGCACUUUUGAAGAGACUACAGCAGGUCGUAACCAACCUUCGAAAGCGUAAAGACUAUUCUGAUUCUGUAUCGACUCUUUCAUUGCUCAUCAAGCGCUACGCCAUAAUCUACUCCCAGGCUGCCGAGGAAGUACUUGAAGUCGCCCAAAACGAUGUCCAGGAAAACCGGGAGACGGACCGUGCCUUAACAAACCUGUGGGAGUUUGUCAAGAGUUUUGGUGACAGGAAUGAAUGGGAAAAAUGUGAAGCACUCCUCAAGAAGGUCAUGGGCCAUAAAGAUCAGGACCCCGAGUUUGAGAAUCUAUUGCAAGAAAUCGCAGAUAGCUUACAGAAGCUAUUCACCGACCCAGAAUUCUUCACCAAUGCCGACGAGAAGCUCAAGGAAUUGAGAGACAAGAGCAGAGAAGUCGGAUCGGAGAGUGAUCUGCGGCAAGAUGUUGUUGAACUCUUACAGCAACUCUCUAUCACGUUCCACAGUGUUGCCAAAGACAAGGACAUUUCCGACCUGACAACGACCACCCUCUGUAUCCUUGGCGUGCUUUCUCCUACAGACGCAGCAACCAAUUCGGAAUUGAUUCAGGAUGCGCUCGGCGUCUUCAUCCCCCUUCUCAUCACUGCCGUUCAACAUGUACCCAUUCCACGUCUCGAAGUCAGCACGCCAGCAAUGGAUCUCCUCCUUGAAAAUCUGAUCAUCGAACCUGGCGCGACCGUGAACAACACCUCAUUCCUCCCUUAUCGACUAAAGAUCGAGAAUUACAACGACGUCGAGAUCCGCAAAGCCCGCUUCCGAACCAGUGCUAGCACGAAGAACCUUAUGCUCAUCAAGAUCGAUGGUCUCUCGGCGCGUGCAGAUGAGGUUGGCUUUUGGUUGCGCGCCCACAGUGGUUUAUUUCGCCUUGCGGACCAGGGCAUCGCAGAUUUUGCGCUGGACGAACGUGGCAUUGAUAUUCACCUCGAGGUUGAAAUUUGCCGCGAGCGCUUAGAACAUAUUCUGACACUUCGCAGAGUGCGCGUGAGGGUGCACAAGUUGAACUACAAGCUCCGAAAGAGCAAGCUUUCCUGGUUAGCUUGGCUCAUCAAACCAGUCCUUCGUCCUAUCAUCAAGGCGACUAUGGAAGCCCAACUCGCUACCGCUAUCGGUGAUCUGCUCCAUGCCGCGAAUCGUGAGCUACUGUUCGCCCGAGAGCGUCUGCGUGCCACGAGAAUUGCGGAUCCGAAAGACUUGUGGACUUUCAUCAAGGCUGUCGCGGCGAGAUUGGUGCCUGAAGAGGACCCUGAUCUCUACGCGAGAGUGGGCGUUGAGCAGCCGGGACGUGGUAUCUUCAAGGGUGUGUAUGCCCCCGGGAGCGUCGUCAAGAUCUGGCAUGAAGAGGCCGCCCGAGCCGGAGACCGCGUCGAGCAGUUUGAGGCAGGUGGCUGGAGAAACGAUGUUUUCAAUACCCCAGUGGCUCCUAUGCCCUAAGCUGUCUUCAUUGAUGCAGACUCUAUGACUCAAGUUACGAAGCGAUAUGGCGUUUUUGGAAGGUUAUUUUAGGCGUACCACAAGAAUCAAUGUCUCGCAGGCGAACCACUCUCAUUGUAUUUCACAUGUCUAGCAACUUUGCUCAGGCUCGUUUGACGUAUGUAGGACCGUAGCCGAUUCAGGCCAGAAUGUUACAAUUUUCAUGCUCGGGCAUUAUGUCACACACUACUUAGGUAGAUGCAAAAAUUAGGACGAAUAGACAUGGAUACCGGAAUAUACAAUUUAGAG